CUCGUCGAUCAUCUUCCCAACCCAAGCAGCAUAUUAUCAAUAGAAUUGUACAAGCUAAGGCAGCUAGCUGAGAGCAAUACUAGUUCAAGCUAGCUACCCCUAAUACUAAUUUAUAAUCGAAAUCACUGCCCGAUCAUCAUCAUCAUCAUCGUCGUCGUCGAUAAUACUAUACUAUACUAUAAACCAGCCAUCCUGACAUUUGUUGGCAUGAUGAGUAGUACUAGUAGUAGCAGCAGCAGCUCGAUUGUGAUUGUCGUACUAGUAGCAGCAGCAUUAAUCAAUGCAGCUGCCAUGCUGGGGAGUGUUGCUGCAGCUGCUCCAUCGGCGUCGGCAUUCGUGAGGAGGAGGGGGUCCCAAUUCGAGCUGCAUGGCUCCCCGUUCCUGUUCAACGGGUUCAACGCGUACUGGAUGAUGCACCUGGCCUCCUCCGACCCCGCCCAGCGUCACAAAGUGUCGGAGGUGUUCCGGGAGGCCUCGGCGGCGGGGCUGACGGUGUGCAGGACGUGGGCCUUCAACGACGGGGGAGCCGACGCCCCGGCCCUCCAGAUCUCGCCGGGCACCUACGACCAGAGGGUGUUUGAGGGCCUGGACUUCGUGGUCUCGGAGGCCUCCAGGUACGGCCUCCGCCUCAUACUCGCCUUCGUCAACAACUACAAGGAUUUCGGGGGGAGGCCGCAGUACGCGCAGUGGGCCAGGGACGCCGGCGCGCGCGACGCCACCUCCGACGACGCCUUCUACACGCACCCCCUCAUCAGGCGCUACUACAAGGACCACGUCAGGACCGUAAUUACCAGGGUGAACACCAUUACCAGAGUGGCCUACCGGGACGACCCAACCAUCAUGGCAUGGGAGCUUAUUAAUGAGCCCCGCUGCGAAUCUGAUUACUCGGGGAGAACCGUCAAUGGCUGGGUUGCCGAAAUGGCGGCUUACGUGAAGUCGCUGGACGGGAAGCACCUGGUGGAGAUAGGGAUGGAAGGGUUCUACGGGGAGACGAUGCCGGAGAGGAAGCAGCAGGUGAACCCGGGGUACGAGGUGGGCACGGACUUCAUCCGCAGCAAUCUCAUCGGGGAGGUGGACUUCGCGACGAUACACGCGUACCCGGACAUCUGGGAGUCCGGGAAGAGCGACGGGGAGCAGGCGGGGUUCAUGGAGCGCUGGCUGUGGGCCCACUGGGACGACGCCGCCAAGAUCCUGCGCAAGCCCCUGGUGGUGGCGGAGUUCGGCAAGUCCAGCAAGGACCCGGGCUUCAGCCUCGCCGCGCGGGACGCCUACAUGGGGACGGUGUACAGGGACGUGUACCGCUACGCCAGGAUGGGCGGCAACGUCAUGGGCGGGAGCCUGGUGUGGCAGCUCAUGGCGGAGGGCAUGGACGCCUACCACGACGGCUACGAGAUCGUCCUCUCCCAGUCCCCCUCCACCGCCGGGAUUAUGUCCCGGCAGUCGCACGCCAUGGCCGCCCUCGCCCGCCUGCAGCAGCGGACCACCUCCGCAGCCAACUCCACCGCUGCUUCUGCUUCUGCUUCCGCUGCAGCAUCAUCCGUCCACCACCAACACCACAUAUAAUCACCAUCACAUCCCAUCCCAUCCUAGGAAUAUCCCAUCCCAUCCUAUCCUAUACCAUCCACCCACUUAAAUUAAUUUAUUGAUGCAUAUUAUUAUUAUCGUCGUAAGUUUGUUGAUGUUGUUGUUGUUGAAUUACUUAAUUACUUUCAUAUGUUGCUUCUUUGUAUCUGUAGUACCGCACCACUACUCCUCUAGCUGGGGAUCAACGGGCCGUUCAGCCUCAGCUUCGUUAUCAAUGUAUCACUACUAAAUAUUAUUCAAGUUAUAAUA
Messenger RNA from Andrographis paniculata, 1833 nucleotides. RefSeq names its product mannan endo-1,4-beta-mannosidase 1-like. The transcript has 3 exons. The record is from RefSeq and is a predicted model, not a curated record. Gene Ontology annotation, molecular function: hydrolase activity, hydrolyzing O-glycosyl compounds. Bases 208 to 1563 code for a protein of 451 amino acids. NCBI's taxonomy places the organism in Eukaryota, Viridiplantae, Streptophyta, Magnoliopsida, Lamiales, Acanthaceae.